GCGACACGUAGAGUGUUUUCAGUUUUUCUUGGUGGCUAGUUUUUCGCUAAUGAACUUGUCCUUAGUUUGAACAUAGGAGCUUAUUUAUUUAACAAAUGAGGUGUGCAGGACACUACAUGCGUCCUUUCUGGAGUGUAAUCUAUUUAUCACAACAACUUUCCUCGUCUGCUGUUUGGAGCGUCCUUAGUUUGCCGUGUCAGUUCGGGGAGAGGCGACCACUGAUGCUAUCAACGUGUUCUAUCAGAUGGUGACAGCUUUACCUGGGGAUCAGCCCCCAGUUGUCAUGACUCGUGAAGGGCUGCACUUCAUACACAUCAGACAGGGGGGGCUGUACUGUGUUGCCACGACAACCACCAAUGCCUCCCCAUUCACCAUCAUCGAGUUCCUCAACAGAUUGGCAGCACUGAUUAAGGACUACUGUGGCAGUCUCUCUGAGAAGUCCGUCAGAAUGAACUUUGCCCUAAUUUAUGAGAUGCUGGAUGAAAUGCUGGACUAUGGUUACAUCCAGACCACCUCUACAGACAUUCUAAAGAACUUUAUCCAGACAGAGGCUGUUAGCUCCAAACCCUUUAGCCUGUUUGACCUUAGUAAUGUGGGACUGUUCGGUGCAGAAACCCAGCAGAGUAGAGUUACCCCUAGUGCAUCUGCCAGUAGGCCCAUUAUGUCAAGCCGUGGCGAUCAGGGAGGGAAGAAUGAGAUUUUCGUGGAUGUGGUGGAGCGGCUAACGGUGGUCAUCGGCGCUAACGGUGUGCUGAUGAAGGUGGACAUUCAGGGUGAGAUCAAGGUGAAAUGCUACCUGCCCACCUGUUCAGAGAUGAGGAUUGGGCUUAAUGAGGAAUUCAGUGUUGGGAAGUCCCAGCAACGAGGUUAUGGGGCUGCAGUGCGAGUGGAUGAGUGCAAUUUCCACCAGGCUGUGCGACUAGAUGAGUUUGACAGUUACAGAAUCCUGAAAAUCUGUCCUAGUCAGGGGGAGCAAACGGUGAUGCAGUACCAGCUAUGUGAUGACUUGCCCUCUGCACCUCCAUUUCAACUCUUCCCCACAGUGGAGAGAGAUAAAAGUGACCGGCUGUUAAUUUACCUGAAACUCAGAUGUGACCUGCCACCCAAAAGCGCUGCCAUAAAUGUUUCUGUUACCGUACCUAUACCCAAGGGCUCAUUAAGCAUGUCCCAAGAGCUCAGCAGCCCAGACCAGAGGGCGGAGCUCCAGCCCAGCAGCAAAGCAGUUCAUUGGGAGAUCUCUCGCUUUCCGGGUGGCGCUCAGCUGUCUGCACUUUUCAAGCUUGAGGUCCCAGGCUUGAGUGCUGCCUCACUACUGGAAGUAGGUCCGGUCAGUAUGAGCUUUGAGCUGCCAAAGCACACCUGUACAGGCCUGCAGAUCCGCUUCCUCCGCCUAACCCCAGUCCAGCCCAACCCAUCUCCGCGCUGGGUGCGCUAUGUCACCCACUCAGACUCUUAUACUAUACGCAUCUAAUAAAGCCCUGCCACACCCUGAAUCUAGCAUGUCCACGUGUCAGUUGAAAGAAAUUUCAUGUGGGAUUCCUCAUCCUUCAUUCCUUAUGGUUGGCAUUUCCUCAGGUGGGAGUGAAGAAGUAACAUCUGUAUCUUCUGCCCUGAGGACGACAAUAUGGCCUCCAUUUGUCUUAAACUUGCACAGCUACCCCACAACAACCUCUGAACCCCUCGAAGCUGAAGCUUCAUUUGCACAAAUUUACUGACAGUGUAUCCAUGCUGCUUAAAACAACCCUUUGACAUGUGUGAGAUAUUUUAAAUGAUGCAAUUUGGACUGACCAAAUCUUAAAGAUGUAUCAGGAAAUCGAUACCUCAUGUUCUGCUUCGCUGCUGUACACAUGAAGUAGCAGGUUAAUAGCAAUCCCUGGUUCUCUCUUUCAGACACAUGAUGAAUGCAUUAAUCUGAAUUCGCAGCCUAACAGAUGUGACUGUCCGCAAGGCGGGUAGAUGGAACUGAUCAAUGAAAAGUUUGCACCCAGUUAUGAGCCUCCUUAAGGUCUCACAGAGCAGGAUUUCUUAACCUGUUCCUCAGAGACCCCCAAGCAGUCCAUGUUUUUGCUUGAGCUGGGAUUAGUCCAGUCUGGUGGUUUUAUCUAAGAUAAGAGUGAUUGAGUAAUCAAUAUUAAAACAAUACUGAAUGUUAUUAAAUGUUACCAUUCACACAAUCUCCUGAGGAAUAAAGCCAUCAUUCUAGAUUCUCACCAUACCUCUUUAAUAGUUUUGUCAAAGUGCAGUGUUCUAUAGCAGUGACCUCUGUGUUGUUUCAACACCCUUCCUGCCUGUAUGUUACAUUUUUAUGGUCAAUUUCCCUGAUGCUUGUUCAUAAGAAAUAGAGGCCUUUUGAACUGGUGAGCUGUCAGCAAUUGUCCUUAAAGCAUAAAGUUGGAUGAGAAGGGUAACAAAUCUGCAGGUUUAAAAAAAAAAAAUUCUGAAUAACUAUUCUAUUCCGAAUAACUAUACUAUUUUAAAUAGGUGAUAAAUCACCUAUGGAAUGCAGUAUUCUUUUACAGGGGGUCCCAAGGGUGCGUUUGUAAUGAAAACACUGAAGUUUUCAAAUGAUGUAUGAAUAAAUAAAUGUUUGAUAAUUGAUUCAUUACAAUUGGCCAUUUUGAUGCUUUGUUGUACUCUUUAAUUGUCUUUGAGUAGUGUUGAUUGCAUAUCAGGGUAGUAACAGCAUAGUAACCCCUCACCUCACUUAAGCCAUUUACGCUACAGUGAUUGUUUACAAGAAAUAGCUUUGCUGUAAUGGUGAUCGAAAAAUAAAACAGACCAAAACAAUGUAAA
Paramormyrops kingsleyae is the source of this 2793-nucleotide messenger RNA. RefSeq names its product adaptor related protein complex 4 subunit mu 1 (gene ap4m1). Gene Ontology annotation, biological process: vesicle-mediated transport; intracellular protein transport. Gene Ontology annotation, cellular component: clathrin adaptor complex. NCBI's taxonomy places the organism in Eukaryota, Metazoa, Chordata, Actinopteri, Osteoglossiformes, Mormyridae. The record is from RefSeq and is a predicted model, not a curated record.